Papilio machaon (common yellow swallowtail) is the source of this 3129-nucleotide messenger RNA. RefSeq names its product flocculation protein FLO11-like. The transcript is spliced from 2 exons. Lineage: Eukaryota; Metazoa; Arthropoda; Insecta; Lepidoptera; Papilionidae. The record is from RefSeq and is a predicted model, not a curated record. The coding region runs from base 77 to 2968 and encodes 963 amino acids.
GCCCCCCGCCACGCCCCGCACUACGCGCCACGCCCACCACCACCACCACCACCACACGAGUGAGUGCCGUAACAACAUGCAAACACCACGUACACGCGGCUGGCGGCCAUGGCCAACGCCGCGCACAUGCCGCACCACUGACGACACGCCCCCCGCCACGCCCCGCACUACGCGCCACGCCCACCACCACCACCACCACACGAGUGAGUGCCGUAACAACAUGCAAACACCACGUACACGCGGCUGGCGGCCAUGGCCAACGCCGCGCACAUGCCGCACCACUGACGACACGCCCCCCGCCACGCCCCGCACUACGCGCCACGCCCACCACCACCACCACCACACGAGUGAGUGCCGUAACAACAUGCAAACACCACGUACACGCGGCUGGCGGCCAUGGCCAACGCCGCGCACAUGCCGCACCACUGACGACACGCCCCCCGCCACGCCCCGCACUACGCGCCACGCCCACCACCACCACCACCACCACACGAGUGAGUGCCGUAACAACAUGCAAACACCACGUACACGCGGCUGGCGGCCAUGGCCAACGCCGCGCACAUGCCGCACCACUGACGACACGCCCCCCGCCACGCCCCGCACUACGCGCCACGCCCACCACCACCACCACCACCACACGAGUGAGUGCCGUAACAACAUGCAAACACCACGUACACGCGGCUGGCGGCCAUGGCCAACGCCGCGCACAUGCCGCACCACUGACGACACGCCCCCCGCCACGCCCCGCACUACGCGCCACGCCCACCACCACCACCACCACACGAGUGAGUGCCGUAACAACAUGCAAACACCACGUACACGCGGCUGGCGGCCAUGGCCAACGCCGCGCACAUGCCGCACCACUGACGACACGCCCCCCGCCACGCCCCGCACUACGCGCCACGCCCACCACCACCACCACCACACGAGUGAGUGCCGUAACAACAUGCAAACACCACGUACACGCGGCUGGCGGCCAUGGCCAACGCCGCGCACAUGCCGCACCACUGACGAUACGCCCCCCGCCACGCCCCGCACUACGCGCCACGCCCACCACCACCACCACCACCACACGAGUGAGUGCCGUAACAACAUGCAAACACCACGUACACGCGGCUGGCGGCCAUGGCCAACGCCGCGCACAUGCCGCACCACUGACGACACGCCCCCCGCCACGCCCCGCACUACGCGCCACGCCCACCACCACCACCACCACACGAGUGAGUGCCGUAACAACAUGCAAACACCACGUACACGCGGCUGGCGGCCAUGGCCAACGCCGCGCACAUGCCGCACCACUGACGACACGCCCCCCGCCACGCCCCGCACUACGCGCCACGCCCACCACCACCACCACCACACGAGUGAGUGCCGUAACAACAUGCAAACACCACGUACACGCGGCUGGCGGCCAUGGCCAACGCCGCGCACAUGCCGCACCACUGACGACACGCCCCCCGCCACGCCCCGCACUACGCGCCACGCCCACCACCACCACCACCACACGAGUGAGUGCCGUAACAACAUGCAAACACCACGUACACGCGGCUGGCGGCCAUGGCCAACGCCGCGCACAUGCCGCACCACUGACGACACGCCCCCCGCCACGCCCCGCACUACGCGCCACGCCCACCACCACCACCACCACACGAGUGAGUGCCGUAACAACAUGCAAACACCACGUACACGCGGCUGGCGGCCAUGGCCAACGCCGCGCACAUGCCGCACCACUGACGACACGCCCCCCGCCACGCCCCGCACUACGCGCCACGCCCACCACCACCACCACCACCACCACACGAGUGAGUGCCGUAACAACAUGCAAACACCACGUACACGCGGCUGGCGGCCAUGGCCAACGCCGCGCACAUGCCGCACCACUGACGACACGCCCCCCGCCACGCCCCGCACUACGCGCCACGCCCACCACCACCACCACCACACGAGUGAGUGCCGUAACAACAUGCAAACACCACGUACACGCGGCUGGCGGCCAUGGCCAACGCCGCGCACAUGCCGCACCACUGACGACACGCCCCCCGCCACGCCCCGCACUACGCGCCACGCCCACCACCACCACCACCACACGAGUGAGUGCCGUAACAACAUGCAAACACCACGUACACGCGGCUGGCGGCCAUGGCCAACGCCGCGCACAUGCCGCACCACUGACGACACGCCCCCCGCCACGCCCCGCACUACGCGCCACGCCCACCACCACCACCACCACACGAGUGAGUGCCGUAACAACAUGCAAACACCACGUACACGCGGCUGGCGGCCAUGGCCAACGCCGCGCACAUGCCGCACCACUGACGACACGCCCCCCGCCACGCCCCGCACUACGCGCCACGCCCACCACCACCACCACCACACGAGUGAGUGCCGUAACAACAUGCAAACACCACGUACACGCGGCUGGCGGCCAUGGCCAACGCCGCGCACAUGCCGCACCACUGACGACACGCCCCCCGCCACGCCCCGCACUACGCGCCACGCCCACCACCACCACCACCACACGAGUGAGUGCCGUAACAACAUGCAAACACCACGUACACGCGGCUGGCGGCCAUGGCCAACGCCGCGCACAUGCCGCACCACUGACGACACGCCCCCCGCCACGCCCCGCACUACGCGCCACGCCCACCACCACCACCACCACACGAGUGAGUGCCGUAACAACAUGCAAACACCACGUACACGCGGCUGGCGGCCAUGGCCAACGCCGCGCACAUGCCGCACCACUGACGACACGCCCCCCGCCACGCCCCGCACUACGCGCCACGCCCACCACCACCACCACCACACGAGUGAGUGCCGUAACAACAUGCAAACACCACGUACACGCGGCUGGCGGCCAUGGCCAACGCCGCGCACAUGCCGCACCACUGACGACACGCCCCCCGCCACGCCCCGCACUACGCGCCACGCCCACCACCACCACCACCACACGAUUCACGCAAGAUGAGCGACGGAGGUCUGUCGCGUUAUAAUCUGUGAAGUGAACUGUCAAACUGUUGAGUUACGUUGAACUAUAGCGUUGAGACGUUCAGUUUUGUUAAUUAUAUCAAUUAAGAAACAAGAGUAACAAUGUAUGAAUGCUUGUAAACUUGAUUUAUAAUUUUUCCA